Thermothielavioides terrestris NRRL 8126 is the source of this 2394-nucleotide messenger RNA. RefSeq lists its product as uncharacterized. The record is from RefSeq and is a predicted model, not a curated record. Gene Ontology annotation, molecular function: protein binding. NCBI's taxonomy places the organism in Eukaryota, Fungi, Ascomycota, Sordariomycetes, Sordariales, Chaetomiaceae. The transcript is spliced from 6 exons. The coding region runs from base 1 to 2394 and encodes 797 amino acids.
AUGGAUUCUAAGUGGGGAGGCUCCUACCACUACCAAGAUAUUCUUGGCAAUGCUGCGUCGUUCCAAGUGCAAUCAUAUAUUCAGACCAGUUCCAUUGAACACGAGACCACUCGACACGUUGUUAAGGAGUCCUCGGACCUCGUCCGGAAGGAUAUCCAUGCCCUUGGUGCGGCCCAGCAGGCUUUGGUUCAAAGCUCCAACGAGCACACGGUUAUACUCCAGGCCCUCCUCCACGCAAUGACUAGGAUACAGACACCGCCGGAGACGGAGCCUUGUACGAGUGCCGUCAGAAACUGCAAUGCCCGGCACUCCGCCGUGCCCACUGUAUCCGAUGACCCCGUCGACAUGGAGAGGAUCGAACGGGCUCGAUAUCACCACCAGGUGGUAGCCGAACACUCCUGGUCUUUUAGUGCUGGAGACACCCCCUCAACCCUCCCCUCCGGCUUGGUGGCGUGGCAUGGCACUUCCGCGAGGGUUAAACUGCAGCGAAAACGCCACGAAAAGACACUCCGAGCAAAAGUCCGAGCGUGGGUCACACUCUUUGGGCCAAAGGUGGUUGAGUUCGAGUUUGCGGUUCGCCUUCGAUCCAUGGCUUGGCUGUCGCCAUUGGUGCAGUGCCGCGUCGUCGCGGCCAACGUAAGGUCGCAAUUCUCCCCAAUCUUCCAAGCCUGCAAAUACGGAGACCUCAAGCGCAUCAAGCUACUGUUGGAGAGCGGCGAAGCCAGCAUCAACGACAGAAACAUCAUUGGUGACGGGCUAUUAUGGGAACCCCGGCCGACCCUGAGCAGUCCGGCGUCGACAGUCGUGCAGUACCUCCUAGACUGCGGCUGCGAUCCUAACCUCGAGUCCAGGCCCGCUCUGAACCUCGCUCUGCGGAGUGGGCAGGUUCAAGUUGCUCGGGCGCUGAUCCGGGGUGGCGCUGACCUAUACUCAGCGGUUCAUCCCCCUCCGCAUGAUAUGCUCGGCGCUCCCAACGAGGGGAUCCUCCGAGCCGAAAUAAACCUGCUCAAUAGCGAGGACUAUUGGCAGUGGCAAGUGCCCCUUUCUGAAACGAGCACGCUGGAUGAGUGGUUGAAUCUGUUAGCGGCUGCCAGUGACGCGGGAAGUAUGGAAUAUGUAAUGAAGGCCGUUGACGUUCUGAGAUUCCCGAUUUCUUUGUCAAAGAUUGCUGCCUACAGGGCGGUUACAAAGGCUAACAUCGAGACGCUGGCCAUCCUCCUGCGUCUCCGUGCGGAGGAUGGCAUCUCCCGAGCAUCCAUCGAGCUUGACUUGUUUCAACGCGUCAUAGAGAGAGGCAGACUCUUCAUGAUGCACUAUUUUCUAUUUCGCGCAGCGGAUGAGACGGGAAGAAAGGAAACGAGCCUCGUCUCGCACACCACGUGGUCAAUCCUUUGGACGAGGCUUUUGGGGGACUGCAAUUGGGAAUUUCAGGAGGUGGAGGGUAUUCUGCUUCAUUUUCUACUGCACACCGGGACUGAUAUGACGGGGAUACGUGAUAAGUUCUCAUUGUUUGCCACUCUCUCGCUGUACCGGAGGGCACCUAGGUGGCUUGACCAGUUAUUUCCACACGAGAUGCUCAACGGCCUCGACGCAGCUCAGGUGUGGAGCCUGUGCCGUCUCGGCGAGUUGUUCUGGAACUACCCUGAGCCGAACCACAUCGUCCACCCCAGCCUCGCCGGCGAGUUGAAGGAGGCUCGAUCAGUAGUCAAGAUGGACUGGUCACUCCGAGGGUUCGUCAGCAAGGAGCCCUAUAUUGACCCGGACUUCGAACUGGGACCCCGCUAUCGGUAUUUAGACGAGGAGAGCGAUGGAUCACUGUCAUCAAAACCGUGGCUCCUUGAAACGGAGCGAAUCAGCCAGCCUUUCGACAACAGAGCUUCACUCAAUGCCACCGACGUUAUCCACGGCUGUCCUAACGUGGACGCGAUCAAGGCAGCGGCUAGGCGCUCGGAGGGCAGGAGAUAUUUUCUGCGCUAUAAUACGGGCCGGAAUCCUCCUCCCCUCAGGGAGUACCCUCAUGUGCCGGACGAGAUCCUGUUCAAUGACAGCACACUAUUCUACGACAACAUCUCCACCGAGCAGGGCAGGCAACAGCUGUCCAGGUAUCCACUGAGCCGGGCUCUGUGCAACGCCCUGCAGCUCGCCGGAUACCGUGCAGACAUGGACGCCGACGGGGACAUCUGGUUUGAGGAUGAUGACGGAGACCGUUACUACGACGCAAGGGAAUACCAGCCCGGCCCUGAUCAAGAUGAUGACGUGGUGGAGAACUGCCCUGUCUGCCAGAACCCGGAUAAAUACGGGCUGGGGUUCAUUAUCCGUCGCGCUAAGAUGGGAGAGGCGUUCGUUGACGAGUUCAGGGCGAGGAGGAAGGAGGGAAAGUAUGCGACUCUCUGA